AUGGAGGAAGACGACUCGGGUGUCUUCGAAGGCAUUGAAGCCGUCCGUCGCAAUCAACAUGCUAAACCUCGUUUCACUCCAAAGGCCAGUGCUGCCAAAAGGAAGAAACCACCUGCUUCUGCUACUCUUGCUGUGGAUAUUGCUCCUGCAUCGAUAAGCUUGACAUCUACCAAUGAGCUUUCACAACAAGAUCCAUUGCUACAGACUAUCCCUACUACUCCACCCAGUGCUCCUAUAACGUCACCACUGGGAGCACCACCAAUCGUACAACCUACUUUGAAUGGAUCAUCUGACCACGGCCAAAAGAGGAGCCACCAUCAAGAAGACGAGUCAGACGCAUCGCGCAAACAGCCUCGUCUCGAGUCUUCAUUGCCAUCAACAUUAUCGAACUUGUCUCCUAUUCGGUCGUCGAAUGUACUCAUGCCUCCCCCAACAAUGGCACAACCACCACCUAUAAUCAGGUCUCAAUCCCCGUCUCCCACCUCGUCGCAGGCACCACCAACAGGACCACCACUAUUACGAAUGUCUGGUCCACCACGACUAGCUACCCAACAACCACCACCAAUGACUCCUACAGGUCCACCCAAACUAACUAGUCGCACACAAGGAAACGGAGGUCCAUCAUCAUCCUCAGCAAGCAGCAAAGUACCAUCCCCCGAUGCGGAAGAAAACGAUCCGGACAGCCGAUUUGAACACUUAGCGACACCGUAUAUGACAAUGAAACUAUCCGACAUUAUUGAAGAUAAAUUGAUACUCGGUCAAAUGACUGAGGAAGAAGAACGCCAAAAUCCUCUGACCAAUCCCUCGGCACCUGAGUAUUAUAUAGGAUCGGUAUCGUCUGCCACAAACAAAGCACCUCAACAAACGGCACCACAGGCAAAUGCUGUACAGCUGACUCUUGUUGGUGGAAAUUUCCAGGUUGCUCACUCGUCUCUGUUGAGACAAGCUGAACCUGAACAGAGGCCUCUGAAGGUAAUAGAAGAGUCUGCCAAUAAGCAUAUCACUAGUGCAUCUUUCCGAAAGAAUCCAAGGGCAUUUCAGCUUAAAUGGACGUAUCAAGAAACAGAACUCUUCUAUGAGUGUCUCUCAUGGUUUGGGACAGACUUUGGUCUCAUCUUGAACAUGUUCCCAGGCCGUACACGUCCACAAAUAAAAACCAAAUUCAAUGCUGAAGAAAAGUCAAACAUGCCUCGAGUCAAUGCUGCUCUCGCCAAUAAAAAAGUGCCCAAUGAUGAUAUACGUAAACGGAUUGCAGACUUGUCUGGUAUCAGACUUGCUGAACGUACUGCUGGCGCCACUCCAUUACUACCAUUGGAUGCCAAAACAUUGGCCGCAGCAGCUGCAAAUGAAGCUGCUGGAACCAAUACUAGCAACAAUAACCCUGAUCAAGCUGGUGGUAGUGAGCAAGAACAGCAUCCAGACCAAGCUGGUGAUACGAAGGGUAGAGAAGGUGAAGCAUCUACAACAGCAAAGGAAAUAGAUACACCGGAAGAAGAGGAUCUCUCCUACAUGCCACCUCUGCCAACUGCACCGUCAACGCGAACAGCUCGAGCACGAGCAGCUGCAGCAGCAUCAUCGUCUACUGGUGGUCCUACUCCAUCUCCUCGCUUAGCUGUAAUCGCUCGACGUAAGAAAUUGGCGGCCGCUGCCAAAAGUACCAACAAAACAACAGCCUCCACAUCUUUAUCAGGCUUAAAUCCACCAGUCAGAUCAAACACGAGCUCUGACGAUGAUGGCUCGAAUGAGGCUCGGAUGGGUAUAUCAGAUCUCCCUGGAUCUAGGAGGCACACAAAGAUACUUCGGAAUCCUACAAUACGUAGUGGAUCCCCAGCACCACAGGUGGCUCUACGUAGUGCUGUAUUAGGACUAGGUACGAUGUCUCCUACUCCAACACCACAACCAUCUGCGCCAGACAUAAUGGCUCUACCAGCAAUGGCUCGACUAGGAGGACCACCACCAUUGCUUCGAUCAGUUGUACCACCAAUGCCACCACCACCAGCUCCAUCUACGCUUAGUAUGCCGCCCCCCUUGAGUCGAUCAGCAGGACCACCACGACUUGUAUCGAGAGCUACUGCUGAAUCUGCUAGUAGUAGUCACAACAUUAAUAGUAUUGGUACAGCACAACCAUCAGAACCACAAGAAGAGGAAGAGGAAUUGGUGUAUGGCGGUCAAGAAGACCGCGAUGAGGAUGGUGAACAACGUGAUGAAGAAUGA
Synchytrium microbalum is the source of this 2214-nucleotide messenger RNA. RefSeq lists its product as uncharacterized. Gene Ontology annotation, biological process: RNA polymerase III preinitiation complex assembly. Gene Ontology annotation, cellular component: transcription factor TFIIIB complex. Gene Ontology annotation, molecular function: TFIIIC-class transcription factor complex binding. The record is from RefSeq and is a predicted model, not a curated record. The transcript has 6 exons. The coding region runs from base 1 to 2214 and encodes 737 amino acids. Lineage: Eukaryota; Fungi; Chytridiomycota; Chytridiomycetes; Synchytriales; Synchytriaceae.